UAAACCAAUUAAUAAAAUAGCCUGUUUGGACUAAAAAUAAUUGUUGUCUUAGAAUACGUGAAUUCGACACUGCUAGAAAAUCCCUGCCAUCUGACGUAGAAGGAUUUAUAGGUUUAGUGGAAAUUGCUUUCCCCACUGUCCAGAUUAAAUACUGCAGGAUGAUUUUUUGUAUGAGUAAACAUCCUUCCAAUAACGAUCAGACCGAUAAUGUCUUAAAAAGAGAAACAGGAUCUACAUUUAGGUUUUCUUUUUCUUGUAUGGACUAUUUCUGGAUACAAGACCUUCAGGUAACAUGUUGACUGUCCAUAAAAUGCGUUUUAGCAUCUUCCUCCUGCUGUGGGGAUGGAUUUUAUCCACUGAAUGCAGAACCCACCGACAAGGCAAAGAAAUACAUGAGGUAUACAAAAAAGGCAGCCGGCCGCAGCGGCAGAGGCGGGAGGCCCACGGCGAGGUGCACAAGCAAGGCAGCCCAAUCUUAAAACGAAGCCCUGACAUCACCAAAUCUCCCCUGACGAAGUCAGAGCAGCUGCUGCGAAUAGAUGACCAUGACUUCAGCAUGAGACCAGGUUUUGGAGGCCCUGCAAUUCCUGUUGGGGUGGAUGUCCAAGUUGAAAGUCUGGACAGCAUUUCUGAGGUGGACAUGGACUUCACCAUGACGCUUUAUCUGAGGCACUACUGGAAAGACGAGAGGUUGUCCUUCCCCAGCACCAACAACCAGAGCAUGACCUUUGAUGGCAGACUGGUGAAGAAGAUCUGGGUGCCUGACAUGUUCUUUGUCCACUCCAAGCGUUCCUUCAUCCACGACACCACCACAGACAAUGUCAUGCUGCGGGUCCAGCCAGAUGGGAAGGUACUUUAUAGCCUCAGAGUUACAGUAACAGCAAUGUGCAACAUGGAUUUUAGUCGCUUUCCCCUGGAUACCCAAACAUGUUCCCUGGAGAUUGAAAGCUAUGCCUACACUGAAGAUGACCUCAUGCUCUACUGGAAGAAUGGGAAUGAUUCCCUUAAAACAGAUGAGAGGAUAUCACUGUCCCAGUUCCUGAUUCAGGAGUUUCACACCACCACAAAGCUUGCCUUUUACAGCAGCACAGGGUGGUACAAUCGCCUCUAUAUAAACUUCACGUUACGCCGACACAUCUUCUUCUUCCUGCUCCAAACCUACUUCCCUGCCACUCUCAUGGUCAUGUUGUCCUGGGUGUCCUUCUGGAUUGACCGACGAGCAGUUCCUGCCAGAGUCCCGUUAGGGAUAACUACUGUGCUGACCAUGUCCACGAUCAUCACUGGGGUGAAUGCCUCCAUGCCUCGUGUUUCCUACAUCAAAGCAGUGGACAUUUACCUGUGGGUCAGUUUUGUGUUUGUCUUCCUCUCGGUGUUGGAAUACGCAGCUGUGAAUUACCUGACAACGGUGCAAGAGCGGAAGGAGAGGAAACUGCGGGACAAGCCUGCCUGUGCAUGCAGCCUACCUCAGCCCCGGCCCAUGAUGGUGGACGGCAGCUACAACGACGGGGACGUGAACGAGCUGGGGCACUUCAUGUCCGAGGACGGGGACAAACAGGACCGGAUGAUGGUGCAGCUGGCACUGGGCUCGGAGAGGGGCUCGGCCAGGAGGAAAAACCAGAGAUAUGUCAGCAUGCGGAUCGACACCCAUGCCAUCGACAAGUACUCCAGGAUAAUAUUCCCUGGGGCAUACAUUCUGUUUAAUUUGAUAUACUGGUCCAUUUUUUCAUAAAGAUUCAUAACCUCUCUAGUCACAGAGCAUUGUGACAUUAAAUGAAAGUACAGUCUCAUAGGCUAACAGAAAGAAAAGAGAGAAUU
This is a messenger RNA of Parus major (Great Tit), 1815 nucleotides long. RefSeq names its product gamma-aminobutyric acid receptor subunit rho-1. The record is from RefSeq and is a predicted model, not a curated record. Gene Ontology annotation, biological process: regulation of membrane potential; signal transduction; nervous system process. Gene Ontology annotation, molecular function: neurotransmitter receptor activity; extracellular ligand-gated monoatomic ion channel activity; GABA-A receptor activity. Lineage: Eukaryota; Metazoa; Chordata; Aves; Passeriformes; Paridae. The transcript has 10 exons. Gene Ontology annotation, cellular component: GABA-A receptor complex; synapse; membrane. The coding region runs from base 293 to 1729 and encodes 478 amino acids.